CUCUGUUAUUAUUCGGUUGAAAACGAAAGUGGACUUCACAAUUUAUUUCAGCUCGAUGAAAAAGGUAGAGAUGUAGCUACAAUUAAAUUAAAUUAUCUGCUCAAAAAGUGAGACCUCCUUUUAAGCAAAUGAAGAGGAGGUUGAACUAUGGUAUCACGGUAGUUGUCCCCAAAAAUGCAAGUAUGGAAGGAUAUAGAUUGGUCAAAAUCUUCAAAGUUUUCCUCUUUGUGUUUUUACUCCACUUGGAUACACACAGAGCUGCAUUUGGGAUCCCAAUAUAUGAAGGUGAAAGAAGUGCCCCAAGAGAAGAUGCUGCACUGGCACAACAAGAUGUGAAGAGAAAUGAAGGAGAGGAAAGAUACAAGAGGAACUCUGAGCUUGCACCGUUUAAUACCAUAAAAGAAGGUCGUUGCCCAUAUACUGAUGAUGAAUGGAAACAGUUUAGAAUCAGUUGGAAUUGCUCAAGUGCAAGAGAAGGGUCAACAUAUCAUUGUACACAUUAUAAUGAUUAUGAAGACCCCAGAGAAGCUUGUGGAAUUCCUCAGUUUUGUGAUAAAGGGAAAGGGCCUGUUAUUGUGUUUCCAGAAGGGCAUUCAAAGGUAGCAGAAAUAAAAUGUGACUGGUGUCCAGAAGAUUAUUUUAAUCCUUUAGAAUCAAUAAAGUCAGAUCAGUAUUCUACAUGCCCAGAAGUUCGACACAAAUGUACAGAUAGAGGCCUUGUAGAGUGUGAUAUAGUGAAAGGUGUGAAAUGGUAUUGGACUGACUCAAAAUGUGAAUGUGAUAUAAAUAACAAUUUUUUUCCUCCAUAUAAAGAGAAAAAUAAAUGUUCCGACCACAGCGGGCCCUGUUUCGAGGACUCAGCAUGUGAGAAGUCACCAGAGGGAUUUGAUCAAAUAUACAACUUUUCUGUGUCAGAAGGGAAAUAUGUGUGUCAACCAGGAUGCAAAGAAGGCUUUGAGUUUAAAACCCCACAAUCUAAAAAGUGUGAACCUGUACAAAGGAAUGAUGGCAACAGUACGACAUUUAAUAAUGAGACAACAAUUUAUGAUAGCAGCUCAUUUAGCCCAACAAAGCCCGAAAGCACCACCACCACAAGUUUUUUACCAACAACAAAAACCAUGCAUGAUGAAGAAGGAGAUGUUGACUUUUCUAUGGGGACGAUAAUAUGCAUUGUAAUUGCAGCUGUUUUAGGAUUUGUCUUGAUAUACGUUGUCAUCGGUCUUUGCAACUAUAUAUAUAUAAGAAGAGCAUCUAGUAAUAAAGGAAACUCAAGAAGUAAUAAACAGGUGAAGUUCCGACAAGGAAGCUCAAGUAGCAAAUUAAAGGUGCAGUUGCCGCAGAGUAAUGGCAAGUAA
This is a messenger RNA of Ruditapes philippinarum (Manila clam), 1355 nucleotides long. RefSeq lists its product as uncharacterized. The coding region runs from base 129 to 1355 and encodes 408 amino acids. The record is from RefSeq and is a predicted model, not a curated record. The transcript is spliced from 12 exons. NCBI's taxonomy places the organism in Eukaryota, Metazoa, Mollusca, Bivalvia, Venerida, Veneridae.